Molecule: messenger RNA, 1100 nt
Organism: Osmerus eperlanus (European smelt)
Lineage: Eukaryota; Metazoa; Chordata; Actinopteri; Osmeriformes; Osmeridae
Product: protein shisa-like-2A
Exons: 3
Coding region: 1-507 (168 amino acids)
Source: RefSeq, a predicted model, not a curated record
AUGAGUGCAGUCUGCUCCAGCUACUACAGCGCAGAGAACGUGUUCAUGAACGGCUUCUCGUGUCCCAAAAGCGGGAGUGACGCUCGUGCGGGGUUCUGUUGUGGAUUUAAUGAUAUUAAGUACUGCUGUGACGAUCCCAAAAGUUUUUUUCCUUACGAGUAUGGGUACAUGUGGUGGCUGAGUGUGGGGGCCCUGGUGGGUCUGUCCAUAGCGGCGGUGGUCCUUUUGGCCUUUCUCAUUACCAUCUGUGUUCUCUGCUACCUGUUCAUCGCCACCAAGCCCAGUCGUCUUGACAACGGCCUGCCCUUGAGAGCUCCAGUCAUAGUCCCCAGUGAGGGGCCCAGCAGCUCUGCUUUGGCCCCUGCCACCAGUGGACCACAGGGCUUCAGGAAGCAUUUCAUGAGCAGGAAGUUGGACUGUGACAACCAGCCACCUGACCCUGAGCGUCUGUUCCAGAGGUGCUUCAUGGCCACUGUCACCACCGUGAAAAUGGAAGGUCCCUCAUAGGGCCCUCUGAGGAGGGUUAUACACAUACACACUCUGGUAUGAAUGUGUGAAGGACAAGAACAAACCAGAAACCAAAUCUGAACCAUACACUGUGCACAUUAAAAGGUUUACAUGGAUGCACAGUUUGGCAGAGCGUCAUCCAUUUGGACAAACUCCUAGCACCCUAGCAAAGCUCUGAGGUCUUAGUCAAAUUCUUAAUGCAUAUACCUAUAUCUAACAGUGGGUGAACAAAAGGAAUGUUUAUUAAACAGUUUUAAAAGCACAACCUCCAUACAGCAAAGCUUUCAAAAACUUGAUAAGUAGAAGUCAGCAUCUCAAAGGCAGAGAUGCAUAACACCCCUUUUACCUGCUAAUGAUGGUUUGUUUACUGUAAAAAUAACUUGUUUUUUUUAACUAUAAAUAACUAUACUUGUUGUGUUUGGCUGUCCACAAGGGAACGUAUGUACUAUCAUUGGGUUUCUACAACAACUGAAAACAACUGAUUACAAGCUCAUCAUUAGGUAUUGGAGUUUGACACACAAAGGGUGCACUGAGGAUAAUGUGCCAAUAUAUAUUUUUUCCUGUGAAAUGCCCAAUUUAGUUUGUGUUUCUAG